This is a messenger RNA of Zingiber officinale, 1706 nucleotides long. RefSeq lists its product as uncharacterized. The transcript is spliced from 3 exons. Gene Ontology annotation, molecular function: protein binding. The coding region runs from base 1 to 1626 and encodes 541 amino acids. NCBI's taxonomy places the organism in Eukaryota, Viridiplantae, Streptophyta, Magnoliopsida, Zingiberales, Zingiberaceae. The record is from RefSeq and is a predicted model, not a curated record.
AUGCGAGAUGAGGAAGAUGCGGCUGUCAGCGGCGACUGUGGCCGCGGGAAAGGCAGCGUUGGCUGCCGGUGGCGGCUAUGGACGCGGGGGAAGGCAGCAGUGGCUGCCGGCGAGGAUCUGCUGUGCGCGCGGUGGCUGCCGGCGAGGGAGGAGAGGAGGAGAAGAAGGGAUCGCCGGCGGCUUCCCCUAAAUCCAAAAUCUGAAUCGCCCUGCGACAAAACAGUGAGAAGGCGGCGGAAGCAGUUUGAUCCCGACGCCUUUGCUCGCCUGAUGACUGUCCAUUACAAGCGCCGGCGUGAGCAGGCAAGCGCCCCGGAGGACCGCCUCACUUCCCUCCACGAUGACCUCCUCAACUCCAUCCUCGCCUUCCUCCCCAUCAAGCAGCGCGUCGCCCUCUCUGCCGUCUGCUCCCGCUUCCGCAGUCUCCUCCCCUUCAUCCCCCGACUCGAGGCCUUCCGCCUCGACGUCGGGCUCCCCUCCGGCGGCGUCUACGCAAACCAACAAUUCACCUUCCCCCGUGCCCUGAUCCACCAAUGCCGCGUCGUCUUCGGCGACGAAGACGACGACGACUAUUUACCCGAACCCCUCGAGCAGCUACUCUUCGACGAUCUCGCCAGGGCGGGCCUGCAAGACCUCAUCCUCGAAAACUCCACGGGCAAGGGAUGGCUGUAUCUCAGCGGCAGGGAUUGCGGCUUGAUCGGCAUCAAGUCGCUGAGGAGUCUCUCCUUGGUUUUCAUCCGAGUGAUGAAAUACUUCGAUCGCCACCCCCUCUCGCCAUUGGGUUGCCCCCUACUCACCUCCCUCAAAAUGGAACGAUGUUUACUUCGCCCUGAUUUCCUGUGCAACCUCUUCGCUUCCUGCCCCUUCCUCGAGACUCUGCAACUCAUCUUUUGCAUUUGGUUCCUGCACGGCAUGGGCAGACUAAGCAUCCACUCCGCUUCCAUCAAGCAUCUAGUCCUGCUUGAGUUGCUCGGCUGCGUCGACGCCAUCGACAUCAGCGGUCCAAUGCUCGAGUCGCUCAUCGUCGAGGUCGUCGACGAGCUGCACAUUGAAGCGCCCAGGGUCCAGAAUGCGUCAUUCCUUCUCGCCCUCCAUCCGCCUGCAGAUCCUCCAGUUGCAUUGAUGAAUUUUCUCGGAGCUGAUUUUCGAAAGGAAACCGCUUGGCUCAUGCUGAAUUCUAGCAAAACCACAAACAGAUCAGCAGCAGAAAACGGAAUCGAUGAAUUUAUUUAUCCGGGCUAUAAAGAGGACGCCGUGAUCUUCAACCUCAACUUCAAUCUGAAAAAUUGUUCGUCAACUAUGAUAUUGUCCCAGCUCCUCAAGAAGUGCAAGGACUCUAUUAUACUGGCAGAUUCUACGCAUAUAGAAAACACCAAUGAAGACGAUUGCUUGCUCCAUGGCUCUACAGAAAUAGAACUAAUUGAUUUACAAAUGAGAAUGCCCAAAAAGAUAUUCGAAGGGUUUCUCUUAAAUCAGAAGGAGAUGACAGAGGAAUUAGAGGAAAUGGGAUUGCAAAUGCUCAGAAGUCGCACCAGUACGAAUCAGGUCAAGGAUGUAUUAGCAUCUGAGGAGUCUCUGUUCCAAGUAUCUUCUAGCAUUGCUAAUUGCAUUGAAAUGAAAUUUUAGCAUUGCCAAGUAUCUUCUCUUUGUUCAGUAUAACUAACUUGUAAUAUCACGCUCUAAAAUAAUAAGAAAGCACAAGCAGA